AUAAAAAAACAUGGAGUAGUGGGUUUGAAUAUUUUACUUAGUUUAAACAUCAUGUAGCAUCAAUAAAGCUCUGGAACAAGCUGAUACAGAAUGCAUAAUGUACGGUACUGACAGAGUGAAAUACAAUGCUUUUUCUAACCUUAAAUGUAAUGGGACAAGGGGAAAUAAGAGGUGACGGGGUUCAGUCGACUAAUAACGAUGUUCCCCUCCCAUAAUUCUCUUUCUCCGCAGUUUCUCCUCUGAGGGCCACCUUGAGUUACCUGUGGAGCAAUGAGCGACCUGCAUUGAUGAUUAACUCCAUCUGAUUUCCCGCGGUGUCACAAUUACUUCUCAAAUCACCAGGAAGUGUUCCUAACCACACCAUGGCAGUAGUGAUUGCAUUAGAUUUGGCUCCUGCACACCAGGAGCCUAUUGAUAGGCCGCCUCAUUGGAGCUCUUAUCAGUGGAGAGCUUGAUUAGAGGCGAUGCCCGAAAGGGGAGGGGCCACUCUUUCUUUCCUGUCGGGGUAUGGUGAUAGAUAAGUAUGAGACCCCCUGCAAGAAUGCGAUCACAUUGGAAAAAACAAGCCAUUGUGUUGCCUUCCCCCGGUAGAAUCAGAGACGCUCCAAAAUGCAGCAGCUGAUCCUGCCCGUUCUCCUGGCAUCCUUCUGGACCACCUGCACAGGAGCAGGAGAUUGGUGCUAUCAGUCCCAGUUCACCUGUGAUCAUCAAUGCAAUGCGCCAGACAAGUGGAACCACGCCAACAGCAACUGUGCAGGAAAAUCCCAGUCACCAAUCAACAUUGUCACCAGAAAGACUUUGAAAGACGAGCGACUGACUGUUUUCCAGUUCGACAACUACCAGCAGCUCUUUAAAGGCACCAUCAAGAACAAUGGCCACUCGGUUCAGGUUGGAGUUCCUCACCUGAGCAUCAUCUCAGGUGGAGGCCUGCCGACCAGCUACAAGGCUGUGCAGUUCCACCUGCACUGGGGCAACAACGGAGGGCCCGGCUCCGAACACACCAUCGAUGGGGAGCAGUAUCCCAUGGAGCUGCACAUUGUUCACAUGAAGCACCAUUACACUGAUCUGACAACAGCACUGUCAGACCCAGAGGGAGUUGCAGUCCUUGGGUUUUUCUACGAGAGGUCCAAUAGUGCAAACCGAAAAUAUGACCCCAUCAUCAGCGCUCUGCAAAGCAUCAAAGCUACAAAUGGCAAUACAUCUCUGCUUCCCAUCUCCCUGGCACAACUAAUCCCAUCUGAGCAGAAUCUGACCACCUAUUACCGCUAUAAGGGCUCUCUGACCACCCCAGGGUGCACUGAGGCUGUGAUUUGGACUUUGUUUGAGAAACCCAUCCCUCUGAGCAUGGAUCAGCUGCGGGUGUUCUCUGAGCUCAAGUUCCACGAUGGAAAGCCGAUGGUAGGGACCUUCAGGCCGGUCCAGCCCCUGAACGGUCGGAAGGUGUUCCGGUCGGGAGGCGCAUUGGUCCUGGCCAACUCAGCCCUUCUCGUGGCCGCCAUCGCCACUGCCUUGGGACUGUCCCGACUCAACUAGAGCGAGGCAUCCCAUGCUGCAGUGCGACAUCCAUGAACACAAGUUCUGUAUCACUCCUCAGCUGAACCCUAGUUUAUAACAUCUUCAUUGCAUGGUUGCUAAGAUGAUCGACCACAUCGUAGUGCAGGCAUGACUCACCUGGUAUUUCUCCCUUACAACACAAAUGACGAAGGCGUUCGAGGACUAUGCCUUACGAAAGGUGUUAUAAGGGUUCGAUCAGCAUUCAUGCAUGCAAAUUCAGCUGGUUUCAGCAUCAUGAAUGUGGUUACCACGCACUUGAAGUGACAACUGAAGUUAAACUCAACACCAGAUCCCUUAGCCAUGCCCUUAUUUUUCACAGCAUCAUCCUAUAAACACCAACACACACACAUCACAUCCUCGUACACUAGACCUCAUCCACCUUGUCCAAUGUCAGGUAAAUUUAGUCUCUGCUAAUGUCAGUGCGAGUCGCCAAUGUCAGCCCCAUGACCUGGCACGUGAUGUGUUGUUCUGAGCGGGGCAUGUGAACAGCAAGGAGCUAUUAACAGCAGAACUGAGUCACAAAAACCAAGCUCCAUUUCAAAGCCAGCAGUCAAAGGAAUCAGCAGUUUGUUUUUUCUUUCCAAGUCCAUGAUCACACGGCGCGGCCGUCAGGUGAACCCUGCAAAGCCACUCAGUCAGCAGUUGGUUCGAGAAAGGGGGGAGGGGUGUGAAGUCUUGCCUUUCUUGGCGGGAACAACUUCAUGCUGUUCUGAGAGCAGAGCUGCGGUCUAUCCCCUCCCAGAGUCAGAGGCUACUGACACCUGAGACAAAGAUGAAGAUGCAGAGAUGCUAAUGCUAAUAGUGGGUCACAAAGCAAGUGACAGCUUGGUUUCAGAGGGAAGAGGGAGUGUCUGCCGCGUGAGGAGGCAGCAACACUUUUGAGAAUCAACCAGGAUUUAAAAUGUCACUUCUCUCAAUGCCAUUAUUUUCAUGCAUCUCAAACACUUGCAUGAAUCUGCAUGUCUUGAUGUUCCAGAUGUUCAUUAUGAGCUACAUGUGCAUGGCUGCUGGAGUGAAGGUGCACACGAAAAACCGUGCUUGACAAAUUCAUACACAUACCUCAGUCACUCCAUUUCCCACUUUUGACCCGUAAAGUUCAGUGAGCUUAUCUUGAGAACAUGUGUGACUGUGUUCAUGGUUUGUAUUACAGGGUCUCGGAUGCACUGAAUGUUAUCGACUGAAUUACACCCCACUGAGUUCUCACUCAUUUAUUCAGGAGGACUCGUUAUGUAUUCUAGUGAGAGAUCUGUGCAAUUUUCCAGCAAGAUUUAAUGUGAUGAUUGAGCAAGGAAUCUGUAUAUUUUCCAUUGUUUCAUAAGGCAUCAAGUUAUAUUUCUAUGCUGUGUCAUUGUACACAUGUAUUUAUGUACUGAAUGUGUAUAUUGAUAUGAGACGCACAGUUAUUGUUAUUUAUGUGUGCAAAGUUUAUAUAGUACUGAAUGCAAUCCCAUUUAUGAAGCAUCAAGUUGUUCGUGACCAAUCGAGUUUACUUAUGAUGUUCAAGUGUAUGAGAUUGUCAGGUCAUAAUGCUUGCAAAGUGUCAUAAAUAAUAUGGAGAAUGUGUUCCAACAAAAGAAUAAACUACUUACAUGCCUUUUUAA
This is a messenger RNA of Siniperca chuatsi (mandarin fish), 3155 nucleotides long. RefSeq names its product carbonic anhydrase IV a (gene ca4a). The transcript has 8 exons. NCBI's taxonomy places the organism in Eukaryota, Metazoa, Chordata, Actinopteri, Centrarchiformes, Sinipercidae. Gene Ontology annotation, molecular function: zinc ion binding; carbonate dehydratase activity. The coding region runs from base 610 to 1533 and encodes 307 amino acids. Gene Ontology annotation, cellular component: plasma membrane. The record is from RefSeq and is a predicted model, not a curated record.